GUAUCAGAGAAGAUCCCCUGAAGACUUGAGAAAGAGAGAGAAGACAUUCCUACUGAAUCUGUGUCUUCAAGCAGCCCUCCAUGAGAGAGAAACCUUACAAACAACUGUAGAGAAAGUGUUUUCAAUGUCUGAAGUUUAUGACGAUCGGAAAUGGGAUCUCCUGCUGGAUCUGUACUCACAUGUGAAGGACUAUGAGACUCAAACAGGCAGGAGUGUCCUUCCAGCAUUACAGCCAGUUUACCAGUCAGCUCCUGCAGUCUGGUCCAUAGACCUCUCAGAGAGAAAGGUCUCCCUCCUCCUAGAAGUGCUGAAACUCCAACCAGAGAAGAAACCAGUAGAGCUGAAAGGCUGGUCAGAUGAAGAGAGUGAAGUGAGGAGUUUCCUUCAGUGUCUGCCCUACAUCUCACAGCUGAGUUUCUGUCCAUGGUUGUCUGAUAACUCAAAGCUGAUCAAGUCCCUGGUGGGUCUCCUGUCUCAAGCAGCAGAGUGGGAGGAGCAGUCAGGAGAGAAGACACUGAGGCUGCUAUCAUCAGUGUGUACUUACAGAACUUUCCCUCUCUGUGACUGGGAUGAUGACGAUAAGUGGUUUCAAUGUGAUUUCCUGCUGGAUCUGUAUUCACAUGUGAAGGACUAUGAGACUCAAACAGGCAGGAGUGUCCUUCCAGUAUUACAGCCAGUUUACCAGUCAGCUCCUGCAGUCUGGUCUAUAGACCUCUCAAAGAGAAAGGUCUCCCUUCUCCUAGAAGUGCUGAAACUCCAACCAGAGAAGAAACCAGUAGAGCUGAGAGGCUGGUCAGAUGAAGAGAGUGAAGUGAGGAGUUUCCUUCAGUGUCUGCCCUACAUCUCACAGCUGAGUUUCUGUCCAUGGUUGUCUGAUAACUCAAAGCUGAUCAAGUCCCUAGUGGGUCUCCUGUCUCAAGCAGCAGAGUGGGAGGAGCAGUCAGGAGAGAAGAGACUGAGGCUGCUAUCAUCAGUGUGUACUUACAGAACUUUCCCUUUCUGUGACGGGGAUGAUUAUGAUAAGUGGUUUCAAUGUGAUUUCCUGCUGGAUCUGUACUCACAUGUGAAGGACUAUGAGACUCAAACAGGCAGGAGUGUCCUUCCAGUAUUACAGCCAGUUUACCAGUCAGCUCCUGCAGUCUGGUCUAUAGACCUCUCAAAGAGAAAGGUCUCCCUUCUCCUAGAAGUGCUGAAACUCCAACCAGAGAAGAAACCAGUAGAGCUGAAAGGCUGGUCAGAUGAAGAGAGUGAAGUGAGGAGUUUCCUUCAGUGUCUGCCCUACAUCUCACAGCUGAGCUGUGAUUCUGACAGGUUCUUCCAGCGCGUGUGUGAAUCCAUCCCUGUGAGGUCCAGAGAGGAUGCCCAGCAGUUGGCCUCUCUCCUCCAGGCCUUGGGCUCCACCCUGUCACUGGGAGAUCAGUUACCCAGGAAAACAUGCAGGUCUGUGGUGAGAGUCCUAGGCCUCUGUGCCUCCAGAGUGGACCUCACUCUCACCCCCAGCAAGAUCUCUCUGAAAGGGGCCUCGCUUCUCUUCACAUAUGUGUCACAGCUACACAAGCUCAGGCUGAAUGUGGGCAUGUCAGUGAGACUGGCCAGACUGGCUAGGAGGACAGGGAGAGGUGGGACUCCACUGACUGUCCCAGAACUCUCCCUGGUCCUAAAGAGCAGCCAGCCACCAGACAGAGUGUUAUCCAGGGCUCUGAGUAGUGUGGCGUCCCUGCUGAGAUUCUGGACGGUGCAGUGUUUGGACCUGACUGACUUCUGCAUCCAGGGUCACUCUCUCAUCACACUGCUGUGUCACCAGGGCCCUUUCACUCUCAGACUGCACUCAGACACUCUGCAGCAGCUGGCUGUAGUUGUGUAUGAAGCUCAGGACAAGGACUUGACUCAGUGGUUCCUGGUGAAGGUUGGUGGAGACCUGACCUCCUGCAGGCUGGACUGCGAAGUCCUUCUCUCUCUGCUGCAGCAUUCAACCCACAACAUCACAGUGGACCUCAGGAAGAACAGGCUUCUAGAGAAGAACAUCUCGGAUCUUCUCCCCUUUCUGGGAAGGGUUAUAUUCAAGAGGCUCAGUUCCAGCUUUGUGAAGUCCAUCAUCAGACAGAUCUAUAACAGUAGAGACAGUGACUGUGUGUCCAGUUUGUUGAGGUCUUCAGACCAUUGGAUCAACCUGAACAGCAGAGAGCUGGACAGAGUGGACUGUACUGCUCUGUGUUUCACCCUGCAGCACAGCCACCAAGUCAAAGUCAACCUGCUGUGGACCUCCAUACCACCGGGGGAGAUAGAGAGCAUCCUGCCUCUUCUGGACAGAGUCUCCCAACUCAGUGUUGACAGGAAGCUGUUGCUGAGUUUCCUCCACUCCUGCGCUGCCUCUCAAAUCCUGCAGGGGGCACUAUCACCAACAACAACAACAACAGCAGCGGAGCUGCUCAGGGCUCUGCAGUACAGGUUGGACUUUUCCUGCUCCUCCUCUGUGGACCUGUCAGCUCACUACCAGGGGGAGGCGCUGUGUCUGACCACUGACCACUGUAGGGCCAUAAACUCUGUUCUGAAGCAGAGCCAGCACAGCACACGGCUGGUUCAGAACCCAACCCAGAACCAGUCCCGAAACCAGCCCCACGUGCAGCUCAUCCUUAAAGACUGUGAGGUGGAGCACGGAGCACUGAGAGAGCUGCUUCCCAUCCUGCAUAUUGUCAAGCUGAGUCUCAGCAAAGCUCUGCUACUUCAGCUGCUGGACCAUGUGUGUGAGGGGAUUGAAGAGGGGGUUCUGAGGCACGCAGAGUUCCUGUGCAGAGCCCUGGAUGGGGAGCUGGACCUCAGUGAGACCAGGCUGAACCAAAAGGCCUGUGGAUCUCUGGCCCUGGUUCUGGAACACUCAGAGGGGCUGUCAGAACUGGACCUCAACCACUGCCAACUCACAGACCGCCAUCUACAGCCCCUGCUCACACACCUGCACAAAGUUGAAGUCCUGGACCUGAGUCACAAUGACAUCACUGAUGCUCUGACCGACAGAAUACUCCAACUGGUCUCCACCAACACUUCAAUACGCACCGUACGGCUCUUCAACAACAGAAUCAAGGACAGAAGUCCGUUCCUGACAGACAAGAGGUUUGAGAUCUGGUGAAGCAGCAUCAGGUCCAAGUCCAGACAGGAAGAGAAGAUGGAUGUUGCAGAGGCAGAGGAAGAGAAGAUGGAUGUUGCAGAGGAAGAGAAGAUGGAUGUUGAAGAGGCAGAGGAAGAGAAGAUGGAUGUUGAAGAUGGGUGUAGUAGCUACGAAGCCUCGGCAGGGUGAGACUAGAGGGACUCUUCUGACCAGCAUCUCAUCAACCCUAACCUUGACCCUAACCGUAACCUCAUUUUAACCAAUUCUUAAAUUAAAUAUUGGUUUGCAUGUCAGCCACAUCCCCUUAGGUUUUAGCUGACCUCAUCAUGAUGUCAGAAGAAUGACCAGUGAUGUCAUCAGGGAUUUUGGGACUAAGGUAUUGAAAAAAUAGUUGAGACUCCAGAACUCUGGAAUGUUCUGAGUGUAAUGGAUAGGAAUGUGUAGUUUUAUUUACCUCUUACAUGGUUCUUAAACACAGGAACAUGUGUAGUAUAACGGUUUUUGAGCUUUACUUAACUAGAUGAUUUUUGUGAUCUGACAAUUUGUGAAAUUCCUUCAGAAGGAAUAGAUUGUAUAUGUGUUUUUAUAGUCUAGUAUUUAUCAGGUUGAUGUGAAUGUGUUCUACAAUUGCAGUGGGAGACUAAUACAUGAGUGUUUUGUUGCAGGUCAACUGCAGGGUAUUGUGUUACUCAGGCUAGCCUUGUUGAGAACCAAGCUUCCCUAUUCAGGAAGCAAGAGGUGUGUUGAGUUCGCUUGAACGUUUGCUAUGUUGUGCAACGUUUUGUACUGAAUGACACGUUUCCCCAAAAUGUUCUUGAACAGACUUCGAGGUACGUUUGGUGGGUGUGGCGAGGUGUGGCUUGAAGCAAUGAGUGACAUAUUUUUAUUUUUAAAGGGCAGUGGCCAUGCUGACAGCGUUCUCCAACCCACAACCCAACCCCUCCCCAUUUUUCAACUGGUUGUUCAGUACAGCACCGUUUACCUUCAAUUGAACCGUUUCAGAACGUAAAAACAUACUGAACGCAGCCCUGGUGUAGUUCAUGACAGAAAGUAGCUACAAGUGGGUGGAAACCAUUGAUGCCUCGCAACACGUCACACCAAUCAAUUGCCUUGCUUUGGCGGAGCCCUAAAGUUGCCCACUAGUGCCGUAGGAGGAACAGUGUGAGGAUGCCCAGGAAAUCGCUGAUGUAUAACAUAGCCUGUAUGUACACACACCAUAACAAAAUGUAUUUAGUAGAGCAGUUGUAAUGCCUUCAUCGACUUGAGAAGAACAUUACACGCAGCUUCCCUUUUAGGGGCAUGUGGGGGAGGUUUCUUGAAAUAUAACAUCCAAUCAAAAUGUAGCCACUGGAACCCAGCAGACCAUUCUAACUGUUUUGGCUAAUACAAAAUUCUCCAGACCUCCAAAGGAGGCAUGACAACAAUGUGAUUUUGGAGGUAUGGCUACAUGAGACUAGUACAAGCCUUUCUCAUAUCAAAACAGACAAACUAUAAGAAAUAAUAUAUGAAUAUUUUGUGUUUUUAAUAAAUGUACCUUGAGGCCCAUGA
Salvelinus namaycush (lake trout) is the source of this 4651-nucleotide messenger RNA. RefSeq lists its product as uncharacterized. The transcript has 11 exons. NCBI's taxonomy places the organism in Eukaryota, Metazoa, Chordata, Actinopteri, Salmoniformes, Salmonidae. Gene Ontology annotation, molecular function: protein binding. Bases 125 to 3124 code for a protein of 999 amino acids. The record is from RefSeq and is a predicted model, not a curated record.